This is a messenger RNA of Saprolegnia diclina VS20, 1111 nucleotides long. RefSeq lists its product as hypothetical. NCBI's taxonomy places the organism in Eukaryota, Oomycota, Saprolegniomycetes, Saprolegniales, Saprolegniaceae. Gene Ontology annotation, molecular function: DNA-binding transcription factor activity. Gene Ontology annotation, biological process: regulation of DNA-templated transcription. Bases 67 to 1053 code for a protein of 328 amino acids. The record is from RefSeq and is a predicted model, not a curated record. The transcript is spliced from 3 exons.
CGGGAAGCAAAUGUAAAGAUACGAACGAACUCAGUGACAAAAACCCGGACGCGCAGCAGCAGCAGCAUGGACGCCCGGCAAACGACGCCGCGAGGUCCCGAGUGGCGCUACUUUGGCGAGCCCAUGGCGCCGAUAGCUCCAGCCUUCCUGUCGCUGGCGAAGCGGCCAAAGAUGAUCCCUCUCGUUCCUUGCGCCUUUUGCGGCCUCCACGUCCCCGCACGGUCCAACUCGCUGCGCCGCCACUUGCGGGAAUGCGCCGCUUGCAGCGACGACGCGCGCCUCUGCUGUAUCAAGCAGCCGCCAUCGUCCGUUGUGAUCUCGGCCCCGCCCAUGCCCGACGCGCCCCACGAACGAUCGCUCAAGGCCACGCAGCGCCGCCUCAAGAACCGGCUCGCGUGCCGUGAGAACCGAAAGAAGAAGAAGGAGCUGCGCGAGAACCUCAAGGGCGAGGUCGCCGCGCUCUGUGCCAACAACGCGACGCUCCACGGCGAGAUCAACGCCCUCUUGGGCUUUGAGGAGCCCAUUCUGCUGCCAGCGCUCGAUUUAUCUCCGGCAAGUCCCAACACGGGCGCGACGACGAGCGCUAGCGAGCUCUACUGGAAAGCAGCCCUCUUUUUUGCCCGCUACAAGCCGGGGGGUGCCGUACCGCGUCACGACACCCCCGAAGGCAGCUUCUACAGCGCACAGACAUGCACCGUGUCCGGCGACCCCGGCAGUUUGAGCGCCCAGCUGACCAUGCCAGGUCCGCUUGAGGCCAUCUGGGACAUGAAGUCGCUGCUCAUCAACGACAUCGCUGUCGCCGAGCCCGAGCUGCCGACGGAGCUCCCAACUGGCGACAUGCAACUCGUGCUCCUUGAGCGUGGUCAGAUUCGUCACGUCCGCUUGCUCCACCGCCUCUUCAACGCCGCGACGGUUGCCCGCAUCGAAGCCGCAGGUGGUGCAGCGGAAGCGGUGGGCGAGUUUACGUGGCGCAUUAUCUGCUCGUGCGACGCCGUCCGUGCGCGCUCCAUGCAAAUAUCGCUGCUGCGGUAUCGUACACUUAGUGUGCACUGACUCUAGUAAAAAGAUACAAAUGAAAAAGCCGACCAACCUCGAAAUGCCUUUGCCACAA